Messenger RNA from Entelurus aequoreus (snake pipefish), 3686 nucleotides. RefSeq names its product nuclear factor 1 A-type-like. The record is from RefSeq and is a predicted model, not a curated record. Gene Ontology annotation, molecular function: DNA-binding transcription factor activity, RNA polymerase II-specific; RNA polymerase II cis-regulatory region sequence-specific DNA binding. Gene Ontology annotation, cellular component: nucleus. The transcript is spliced from 9 exons. Lineage: Eukaryota; Metazoa; Chordata; Actinopteri; Syngnathiformes; Syngnathidae. The coding region runs from base 1 to 927 and encodes 308 amino acids. Gene Ontology annotation, biological process: regulation of transcription by RNA polymerase II.
AUGGCCCGGUGCUCUCUGCAGUUGACACCCAUCGCUGCUGGGAGCGCUCCUAACUUCUCGCUGGCGGACCUGGACAGCUCCUCCUACUACAGCAUGAGUCCAGGAGCCAUGAGGAGGCCCCUCCCCAGCACCUCCUCCUCCAGCUCGGCCAAGAGGAUCAAGUGCAUGGAGGAGGACGUGGACAGUCCGGGGGAGGAGUCUUACUAUCCCCCUCAGGGUCGCUCGCCAGGCAGCGGCAGUCAGACCAGCAGCUGGCACGAGGAGCCAGGAUAUAAGCUGCGCGGCUCGCUAGCUAGCUCCUUCAUCUCCCGACAAGGGAUGGCGUUGGCCGGCGGCGCCUUAAAGAGGUCAGCUUUCUACGAGGCCACGCCUCCACCUACUGGCCACGCCUCCUCCUCCUCUUCUUCUUCUUCUUACUCCUCCCCCCGAAUGGCUUUCACGCAUCAUCAUCGCCCCGUCAUUACCGCACCUCGAGCCAGCCCCCACGCCCCCCCCUCCAGCCUGCACUUCUCCUCCUCCCCCAUCCUGCAGCAGCCCGCCUCCUACUUCUCCCACCCGGCCAUCAGGUACCACCCCCAGGAGACCCUCAAGGAGUUUGUGCAGCUGGUGUGUCCUGACUCCGCCCAGCAGGCCGGACAGGUGGGCUUCCUCAACCCUAAUGGUAGCUCGCAGGGAAAAGUCCACAAUCCUUUCCUGCCCACACCCAUGCUGCCCCCACCCCCACCUCCCCCCAUGGCCCGCCCUGUGCCGCUGCCAGUCGACACCAAGCCGCCCUCCACCUCCUCCACUGAGGGAGGGGGGAACUCACCCACCUCACCCACCUACUCAGCCCCGCCCACCACAUCUCCUGCUCAGAGAUUUGUCAGCGUGGGACCACGAGACCCCGCCUUCAACAUCCCGCAGCAGCCGCAGUGGUACCUGGGAUAACCACUCCAGAGGCCCCUCCCCCUGCGUGCACCUGUACAACAAUGGCUGCAGCCCCUCCCCCAAUCCGACAAGAACGAUGUCCCGCCCCCCCCCCGCGCCCUCCUCCCCCAACGCGCCUGACUCCGCCCCCACCAGCAUCAGCAUGGCUCGGGCGGGUCCAAGGGUCCAGUCAGGUGACUGUCUGGGUCACAUGACUUUGUUUGGUGCCAGCCCCGCCUCCCGAGCCCUCCCUUUUUUUGAGGGGUGGUCCAAGACUGAUGAUCACCCCCCCCCCCCUGUCAGGAAAAGGGUCUCUCCAAGGACAAGGAUGCCCCUUGAUGGAAGGGUGGGCGGGGCUUGUUCAGGUUUUCUUUUCUCUUCACAUCAUUUUGGCUCCUCCCCCUCCAGUGUGAUGACGCUAGGGGGCGGAGCCGCGUGGAAUAUCGACGUGAGGAAAGUGCAAUUGUGUUGGCUAGCUUGUUAGCGAGCUAGCUGCUUCUUUUACCCAGCAGUCCGCUCGCACCUGUGGACUCUAAACUAGUGAGGUACAAAAGACUUCUCUUCCUCCUCCUCUUCUUCUUCUUCUUUGUUCCUGGUGGAAAUCCCUUUAAAAGACUGAAAUUAACUUAUUUGCUGAAGGAGCACAUGUUUUGUUUGUUUAAAUCCACGACAAUGUGACUUUACACCUUUUCCCCCUCCUCGCUUCCUGUUUGCCAGAUAAUCUCCAAGGGGCGUGGCCUGGCCACAGGCUGCUCCGCGAUUGGCCCGGCUCUCCAAGAGGCCGGGUCCAGUCCACAGCACUUAGAAUGAGGGGGCGUGGCCUGGUGAGGACUAUCUAUGUACAUGACUAUACAGUAAAUAUAGAAUAUAUACACCUGCAUGUCCUAGUGUUAGUGACCUAGAUGAUGUACUUAGUCACAUGCUUCCUUUUCUAACUCCUCCCCCCGCCCCCGGCCCCGCCCCUCCACUCCCGCCUGAUGACUUUCUGUGAAACGAGCAAACUCCGCUAACGGUUUGCCUUUUCUUUGUUGUUCAACUGAUCAGACAGACUUGGGUCGUUAGGCAAACAAUCAAUGAUGAAAUCCAACACUUGACGAGUCAACUACAAUUCCAACCCGGAGGAGACAAUCAACAAUUAAGCGUGCUUAUUUCACCGAGCCUCCUCACACGCCGGGUUGGGACCACGGUGCUGGUCAUGUGACUUCCUGUCGUGCUACUUCCUGAGAGGAACGGCGACGACUUCAUUAUGCAAAACUUGCACUUCCUGUCGGCUUUUUCUUUCUCUUCCUGUCAACCAAAGUUAGCACGCGACCGGCGCCGCCUAGUGGCCGGUCCCUAAAAAAAAACAAAAAACAUAUGAUAACCACGAAAGCCCCCCCCCCCCCCCCCCCUUCUAACCCCCAGGUGACAAUCUCGCCAAGCUGAGCCGCCGUCACUCGGGGGGGGGGGGGGGGGUGACUUCCUCCCCGGACUCUGCGGUCGCUAACGAGCCUUAACGAGUCCUGAAGGUGUUUACACUUGGUCACGUGAUCCUUUCCUGCUGACGUGCACUAAAGCCCGCCCCCGGGGGGUCACUAAAGGUGGAAAGAAAGGUCAAAGCAAUAUGUGUGUUGGCAGUGAGGACGUCACACCUGUGUGUACCUGCCCCCCCCACUCUUUUUUGUUUUUGUGUGCUUGUAAUGAUGAUGAUGAUGACUCCGCAUCCUCCUCUUCCUUUGUGUCGCUCAUUCCACGCGCAAAUAAAAUAGAUCAAGAUUCUUUUCUUUUUUUUGGUUUGUUUUCUUUUCCAUGGCUUUCUUUCCCCGCACUUCCUCAUCCUCAUCCGCUGGCCCCGCCCACAUCACAGCGAGCCAAUUGCAGCGGCACGAGGCAACCGAUUGGACGGCGCAGGCGCAGAUUGUCUGUUCGACGGCGCGUUGUCGCUUUCUCGUUGCCAUGGCGACAUGUAAGGUGAUUUAGAAGCCCCGCCCUCCAUCGACCUGAUACUUUCCUGCAGGAGACCAAUCAAUGCUGUUUGUGCUGACUUCAGCAUUAUCCCCCCCCCCCCCCCCCGCGUCGCCAUGGCAACACUUGCACCUGCGCCCCCUUCGUCCAGUUGGGGUCGAUAGGGGUGGUGUCGAUGCUGCUUUGAUCGGCCGCAUGAGGCGAGAAAGUUCCGCACACAAAGUUUGUCCCGUUAACCGUUCACCUGCAACACGUCCAACACUUGAGGCUACAGUGGGAGCAUGUGACAUCAUCAUCAUCAUCAUCGUCACAAUGAGGGCGACAUCCCAGCAUGCACCUCGAACUCUCCUGUGCCUCUUUGACACCACCUUCUGUCCACUUCCUGUGUCCAUAAGUGGCACUUCCUGUCCCCCACAGAAAAAGCGUCUCUAUGCAACAGAACACAACAGAAUAAAGACGCUCACACGCAGUCCACGCCUCCUUUCUUCUUCUUUUCUUCACCACCACACACACGGUGACCUCAUGUCAACUCACCUGUGUGUGCGCUUUGAUGAUGUCACUUCCUGUAAGGCCAACAGUCUUCAAGACAAGAUGUCACGUGACUUGCGUGAUCAGGUGUUGAACUAUUCAUGCGAGUGAGGAGUCACGUCUUCCAGGUUGUUCAAACAUGAAGUUUAAAUAUGGAUUUGGAUCUUUUGACAUUUACUUUGACAAGUCGACUCUUCCCUCGGGAGGCAACUUCCUCUUCCCGGAUCAGGUCACGUGACCCGGCCACAACUCAUAUUUCCUCAGUGAGGUGACGGAAUGACAGGACACUUUUAUUCACGCACACGCCU